AAUGGUUUCCACUCCAUCACCGAAAACGAAAGUUUACCUGUUGGAGCAGCGGAAGAAUCAAGAGCUCAACAUUGAGCAUAUUGACGAGGAAAUGAGAUUGGAACAGGUCCGGCAAGCCGCAUCAAAAAUGGAAUGGACAUCAUUCGGGCAGGCUGUGAGGCGAAACUUGUUGGAAAAACGUAACACAAUCGAUGCUGAUGGUAGAAUUGACGUGCUCAACGGGAUUGCGUACAUGAAAACAAAAAUGCCAAUCGAGGAAAACAAUCUGAUGGAGGAGAAGAUACGGGUUAUGGCUGAGAGUCUUGGAUGCUUGCACAAACAAACUUCUCGCGGAUGGUCCAUCAAUCGUCAAGAAGAUCUCAUCAUGGACUUUACUGUCAACGAUGGUGAAGUGACAACCGUUGUGCUUAGUUUUUGGGAAGAGCCUUCAUUCUACUCCCCAGAAGCUACAAGAAUGCUCCAGUUAGGGAUGUGGACAGAGCUUCGAAACCGAAUCUCAGAUAUGCUGUUGACGUAUGAUAAGUUGUUGAGCAGAGACGAUCGUAGAAACUGCAUGGGAGCUAUGAGAAUGCUCGAGAUGCUUUUUGGACACUUCUCUCAAGACCCUUCCUACACUUCAAUUCACAGAUCCAACUAUGGUUUCUACCUUCCACGUAAUGAUCUCCGCGCAGGGCGUGUAUAUUAUUUGGCGGAACCACACUUUCGGAACAUUCGCUCCAAGGAUCAUAUUUUCCAGUUACAAAAGGAUGAUCACGAAGUUUUGCCAUACUUUGAAUUUUCGUUUGCCAAGCAUGAUAGCCCGUGUACACUUCCAGAGUUUGACACAAAAGGCUGGGCAGAAUCUAUUGAAGCAAACGCUGUGAUUUGUAUGAAGCUAUCCAGAGGGUUCAAUCUUACUGAAACGACUAGAAAGAAGUUGGGAGCAAUCAGUGCAAAGACUCCAUCCGUUAAGCAUUUCACAAAUAGCUAUCGCUACGUGACUGGAGCGGUGAAGAUUGAGAACAACCUGCAGAUGAUUACACAGUUUGGCGAUGGACAAACUCAACACUUCUACAAUGUCGAUGUGAACCAGUUGCGCAAUGAUGGUGACUCUGUGAUCACUGAGAUUUAUUUGAAGCAUUUGCAAGAUUUUCAUGAGAUAAUUGCAAUUCUUCGCAACGAAGCCAUGCAUAUCAGCCUUUGGGAGUCGAUGAUAUCCGCGUGUUAUGAGAAGCAGGGUAUGAAAAAGCACACGGUUGCCGCAAUCAAGAUGGACGUUUUUCUGACAAGAGAGCAAAUUGUAAUCACCUUUGAUACAAAAUUUGCGCCGGUCAAAGUUGUAAUCCAGGAUAGUGGAGUUUGUGAGGCAAAGGUGAAUGUUGUGCAUGCACAGACAGGCCUCCAGAUUGCUGAAAAGAUUGAUGAAACAUUGAGCAGAAAACUCAAUGAAACUUGGAGCAUUCCAAAUAUGCUUACCUACGCCGUGUCGGGUAGUGACUGCAACUUGGCAAAGAUCAAAGUUCCGUUGAGAAGUGAAAACCCGGAGACUGUGGGCCCAAUUCCAACUUAUGCGGCUGGACGUUCCUUCUAACGGAUUUUUGACUUAUGAUGUGUUUGUAUAGUUUUUGUUUUAUUAUAUACUUGAGCCUUAUUUGAUACUCAUUUUGAUUGUUGUGAAUGUUUGAAAUUAAGUUUUAUAUGCAUUUGUAUUAUUUAAAAUUUGCCAUCUGAAUUUUUCAAAGAGCUGAAAAGCAGAAAAAAAUGA
Caenorhabditis elegans is the source of this 1744-nucleotide messenger RNA. RefSeq names its product Mediator of RNA polymerase II transcription subunit 1.2 (gene mdt-1.2). The record is from RefSeq and is marked reviewed. Bases 2 to 1570 code for a protein of 522 amino acids. The transcript has 9 exons. Gene Ontology annotation, cellular component: nucleus. Lineage: Eukaryota; Metazoa; Nematoda; Chromadorea; Rhabditida; Rhabditidae.